GAGAUGAUCCGUCUCCAGACACACAUGAGGGCGGAGGUGUUCCUCCUCUCGUCUCGCCUUAUCCCUCUCUCCUCCCCACUCUUCCCCACUCGACCCACCCACGGCCACCGCCGAUGAUGUCCAUCACCUCCACCGCCGGGACCCCGCUCUGCCCGCCGCCCGUCUCCAGGGGCGGACGGCGCGGAGGCAGGUUGUGCGCCGUCCGAGCCCAAGCGGCCGGAGACGGGGGAGCGGCGGAUUCGUCGGAGCAAAAGUCCGUGGAGAUAAUGCGCAAGUUCUCGGAGCAGUACGCCCGCCGCUCCAGCACCUUCUUCUGCUCCGACAAGUCCGUCACCGCCGUCGUCAUCAAGGGGCUUGCUGACCACAAGGAUCAACUCGGAGCUCCUCUCUGCCCCUGCAGGCAUUACGACGACAAGGCCGCCGAGGCGGCCCAAGGCUUCUGGAACUGCCCGUGCGUCCCCAUGCGAGAAAGGAAGGAGUGCCAUUGCAUGCUUUUCCUUACGCCCGACAACGAUUUUGCCGGAGAGGACCAGGCCAUCAGCUUGGAGGAGAUCAAGGAGGCGACGUCCAAGUACUAACCAGAAAACGCCUGUUUUUGCUCGAGAGGGGGAUAUAGUCGGUCGGUCGGUCGUCGUUGUCGGACCUGUAUAUGUAGUAUCUCUGUAACAGCAGCAGGAAAAUAAAAAUUUGUGUCUGGAAUGAUGUCUGUUGUCAUCCGUCUCGAGAGAAAUUAAGGCCUGAUGGUUGCAUUCCCCGGCUUGUCAAUGUUACCAAAUUUAUUGCGUGUUUUUGGGCUCGCGUAAAGCCUACUCCAUUGUGAUAGGAAGGAAGCAAGGAAGGAAGGAUGUUGUGUGAAA
Molecule: messenger RNA, 857 nt
Organism: Hordeum vulgare subsp. vulgare (domesticated barley)
Lineage: Eukaryota; Viridiplantae; Streptophyta; Magnoliopsida; Poales; Poaceae
Product: ferredoxin-thioredoxin reductase catalytic chain, chloroplastic-like
Exons: 6
Coding region: 114-578 (154 amino acids)
Molecular function (GO): oxidoreductase activity, acting on iron-sulfur proteins as donors
Source: RefSeq, a predicted model, not a curated record